Messenger RNA from Daldinia loculata, 1632 nucleotides. RefSeq lists its product as uncharacterized. The transcript is spliced from 2 exons. NCBI's taxonomy places the organism in Eukaryota, Fungi, Ascomycota, Sordariomycetes, Xylariales, Hypoxylaceae. The record is from RefSeq and is a predicted model, not a curated record. Bases 380 to 1159 code for a protein of 259 amino acids.
GGGGGGAGGGAAUACGACAUCUAGUUUUGUUUUUGUCUCUAGUUCUACAACAAACCUAUUGGUGGCUGUCGAGUAUUGCCUGUCUAAUUGCAGAUUCUCCCGAGCUAAGUCAGCGCCCUUUGUUCCCCUUCUCCCUGGGUUCUUUAAAGAUCGCUUCGUCCCCCCUCCUCUGCCACCGAUUUCUUUUACACCAUCCACACACGCUCGCUCGUUUCCUCGUCGUUCGUUAACUGUUGCGCUAGACAUUUGCUCUUAGUCUUCGUUUUAAGAGAUUCAUUACUUCUCUCUCGUCAAAGACUAUUACUACUACUACUACUACUACUAAUAACUAUAUCUUACAACAACACACAUUUACCGCAACAGAACCUACGAAACGAAAAUGUUCCACAAGACUGCCGCUGCCUUGGGCCUGGUUGCCGUCUCCGGCGCCGCUGCUGGUACUGCUGGGAGCUACCCUGCUUAUCCCGUCAACAACACGGCUCCCUCCUCCGUCUGGCAGUACUACAAUACUACUGUCCCCACGACGGUCGUAGUGCCCCAGUUCACUACGGUCUGUCCCGAGGCGACGACCCUGAGCUACAAUGGUGUUCAGUACACUGUUACUAAGGGCGAGACUGUCACUGUUACCAACUGCCCUUGCACUAUCUCUACGGCCGUCCACACUCUCACCUCGUCUCUCUGCCCACCUGGCGUCACGCCCACCGCCGUCGUCCCUGCGGUCCCAACCGGUAUUCCUCACCCUGCUGAGACGCCUGCUCCCGGCACUCCGGGCGUUCCCGCCCCUCCCGGCAACCCAGGCGCACCUGCGGCUGGUACUCCCGGCGUCCCCGCUCCUCCUGGUAACCCUGGCGCACCUGGCACACCUGCGGUUGGUACUCCUGCUGUUCCUGCGGCUGGUACUCCUGCCGUUCCUUCCCCAGCCGGCACUACACCGGCCCCUGGUGCCCCCGCCGAAGGCGGUUCUCCUCCUGCGGGCGCCGCCCCAGCCGUCGGCACCAGCGGCGCUGCCCCCGUUGCUAAUACUCCCAACCCGCCUGCUGGCACCACGGGGUACGCACCGUCUGCCGUCCCAUCUGGUAUCGCGGUCUCGGGCGCGGGCAGCAACUCUGGCUUCGCGGCGGCGCUGUUCGCUGCGUUCUUGGGAGUUGUUGCUUUGUAAGAGCUGGGCUGGUACUCUCGUCUAGACGAUAGCUACUUGACAACGUGGCAUACCUAAAGCAAAAAGAAAACAAAACUAGAGGAAAAUGAAACGAAUGGACCCAGCGUCCGCUGUGUAUGUGCGAUACACGUACACCAAUCCCGUGGUUAGAAGGAUAUAAUGUCUAUUUUUCCUAUCCCGUCUAUCUAUCUAUCUGUCGAUCGACUGAUCAAAACUUUUCCUUUGUCAUCAACAUCCGUUCCUUCUCUCCUGUUGGUUAUUUCCGGAAAAGUAGAGGGAGAUUGGGGAUGGGGAUAGGUAUGGGUUGGAUUUGGACUUGGCAAAGGGGGCGUUGCUAAUUUUUCAUUUUUACUUUCUCGCUCUCAUCUCUAGACGUGUAACGUACACCCGAACUCUCCUUAACGCGGGUAGCUGGUUCAAUAAAUUACACCUACAUUCCUUCAGGUAUCCGUGUCUUGGUUUCAUUGUGUCUU